GGUCCUGGCAGGGGGCAGGGCCCCCGUGUAGGGCGGGGUCUGGGUGCAUAAGAGUGCUGGGCAUCCCAAAGGGAGCAAACAAUAAGAAGACCAGGAGGGCAUAGCCAUGGAUUCCCUCACGCCCCAGCCCAACUGGAACGAGAUCGUGAACCGGAAACUCCGCUUUCCUGCCCCGCUGCUCGGUGCUAUUCAGGAGGGUCGACUGGGCCUGGUGCAGCAGCUGCUGGAAGCAGCAGGGACUGAGGCAAGUGGAGGUGGGGGAGGUGGGGGGCCGCAACGCCAGCUGGAGGAGGCAGAGGACCGCUCUUGGAGAGAAGCCUUGAACCUGGCCAUCCGGCUGGGCCACGAAGCCAUCACUGACGUCCUGUUGGCCCAGGUCAAAUUUGAUUUCCGGCAGAUCCACGAGGCUCUUCUGGUGGCGGUGGACACAAACCAGCCCGCAGUAGUGCGCCGCCUUCUGGCCAGGCUGGAUCGGGAGAAAGGCCGCAAGGUGGACACCAAGUCCUUCUCUCUGGCCUUCUUUGACUCGUCCAUUGAUGGGUCCCGUUUUGCCCCCGGGGUUACACCGCUCACCCUGGCCUGUCAGAAGGACUUGUAUGAGAUUGCCCAGCUGCUCAUGAGUCAGGGCCACGCCAUCGCCCGUCCCCAUCCCAUCUCCUGUGCUUGCUUGGAGUGUGGCAAUGCCCGCCGCUAUGACCUGCUCAAGUUCUCCCUCUCCCGGAUUAACACCUACCGGGGCAUCGCCAGCCGUGCCCACCUCUCCCUGGCCAGCGAAGAUGCCAUGCUGGCUGCCUUCCAGCUCAGCCGAGAGCUCAGGCGUCUGGCCCGCAAGGAGCCCGAGUUCAAGUUUGUAGCUCAUCCCAUCUGCCAGCAAGUCCUCUCCUCCAUCUGGUGUGGAAACCUGGCCGGCUGGAGGGGCAGCACCACAGCCUGGAAGCUCUUUGUCUCCUUCAUCAUCUUCCUCACCAUGCCCUUCCUCUGCCUGGGCUACUGGCUAGCACCCAAGUCAAAGCUGGGUCGUCUGCUGAAGAUCCCAGUGCUCAAAUUUCUAAUACACUCGGCCUCCUACCUAUGGUUCCUCAUCUUCCUGCUGGGAGAGUCACUGGUCAUGGAGACUCAGCUAGGCACCUUCAAGGGUCGCAGUCAGAGUGUCUGGGAAAACUCACUGCACAUGAUCUGGGUUGCAGGUUUCCUGUGGUUCGAAUGUAAGGAGGUGUGGAUUGAGGGGCUGCGAAGCUACUUCCUGGACUGGUGGAACUUCCUGGACGUGGUCAUCCUGUCCUUGUACCUGGCUGCCUUUGCCCUCCGAGUGCUCCUCGCGGUGUUAGCCAGGCUGCACUGCCAGGAUGCCCCAGAUGGCGCUGCCUGUCGCUACUUUACCACAGCUGAACGCAGCGAGUGGCGCACAGAAGACCCCCAGUUUGUGGCUGAAGUCCUAUUUGCCAUCACCAGCAUGCUCAGCUUCACCCGCUUGGCCUACAUCCUACCUGCUCACGAGUCCCUGGGUACCCUGCAGAUCUCUAUUGGCAAGAUGAUUGACGAUAUGAUCCGGUUCAUGUUCAUCCUUAUGAUCAUCCUAACGGCCUUUCUCUGUGGCCUCAACAACAUCUAUGUGCCCUACCAGGAGACCGAGAGGCUGGGCAACUUCAAUGAGACGUUCCAGUUUCUCUUCUGGACAAUGUUUGGUAUGGAGGAGCACAGUGUGGUGGACAUGCCCCAGUUCCUGGUGCCUGAGUUCGUGGGCCGUGCUCUCUAUGGCAUCUUCACCAUUGUCAUGGUCAUCGUGCUACUCAACAUGCUCAUUGCCAUGAUCACCAACUCCUUCCAGAAGAUCGAGGAUGACGCUGAUGUGGAAUGGAAGUUUGCCCGCUCCAAGCUCUACCUAUCCUUCUUUCGGGAGGGCCUGACACUACCUGUUCCCUUCAAUAUCUUACCUUCACCCAAGUCCUUCUUCUAUCUACUCAGGAGAAUCUUCCGAUUUUUUUGUUGCUGCUGCUGCAAGACCAAGGGGCCUGCCUAUCCUCCCAUCCCCACUUUUGCGAACUCUGGGAUUGGGGCUGGGACUGGGGACGGUGAGGGUGGCUCCUAUCGGGUCCGAGUCAUCAAGGCCUUGGUGCAACGCUACAUUGAGACCGCAAGGCGCGAGUUCGAAGAGAGCCGUCGGAAAGACCUCGGUAACCGACUCACAGAGCUGACCAAGACCGUGUCCAGACUGCAGGGUGAGGUGUCCGGUGUCCGGAAGACACUGGCCGAUGGUGGACCUUCCCGGCUCCCUGAUGGUGCCAGCAUCCUGAGCCGCUAUAUAACUCGUGUCCGAAAUAGCUUCCAAAAUCUCGGACCCACCAUCCCCGAAACCCCUGAAUUGAGAGGAAGAGAGGAGGAAAUGGGGCUUAUAGUGCCUGAGCUAAUAGGGACACAGAUCCCUGGGGAAACGGGGACCCAGGAGUCCAGAGCCCCUGAACCAGGAACCCAAGAUACUGACGAACAAGCUCCUCAGGAAGGGGAAAGGGCUGGGAUCCAGGCAUUUGGGGGCUCCUACAAAAUUUCUUCUGCCCAGGUGGUGAUUCACAGGGGGUUUGGGGAAAAGGGAGAUGUGAAUCUGCCUCCAGAGGAAGGUCCAGUGGCCGAGCAUGAUCCCCCAGCCCCAGGAGCUAAAUAAAGUAGCCUGGGCAUCUUCUGACCUAACCUUGGGCCACCUGGACAGCCAGAUCUAGGAAGAAGUGCUGAAGAAAUCUCCCUUUCCUUCCCUAGCCCAAGUGCUUCACUGCCUUAAUAAAAUUACAUA
Gracilinanus agilis (Agile Gracile Mouse Opossum) is the source of this 2785-nucleotide messenger RNA. Its product is annotated as short transient receptor potential channel 2-like. Gene Ontology annotation, cellular component: cation channel complex; membrane. NCBI's taxonomy places the organism in Eukaryota, Metazoa, Chordata, Mammalia, Didelphimorphia, Didelphidae. Gene Ontology annotation, biological process: manganese ion transport; calcium ion transmembrane transport; regulation of cytosolic calcium ion concentration. The record is from RefSeq and is a predicted model, not a curated record. Gene Ontology annotation, molecular function: store-operated calcium channel activity; inositol 1,4,5 trisphosphate binding. The transcript is spliced from 12 exons. The coding region runs from base 107 to 2659 and encodes 850 amino acids.